Molecule: messenger RNA, 429 nt
Organism: Lodderomyces pseudojiufengensis
Lineage: Eukaryota; Fungi; Ascomycota; Pichiomycetes; Serinales; Debaryomycetaceae
Exons: 1
Coding region: 1-429 (142 amino acids)
Source: RefSeq, a predicted model, not a curated record
AUGGAGGAUGAUAAAUUAGAUGAACUACUGACAAUACAGAACUUAGUAGAACAAUUGAAUCAAAAUGUAAAUGAAGUGGAAGAGAAUUCAAAAAGAGUAACGCAAACAGUUAAGAGUUUAGUUCCUGAAGAUGUUUAUAAUAGAUUAGUUGAAUCACCAACAACUACUUCCACCAGAAAAUUAAGUAAGAUUCAAAUUCUAGAAUCAGUUAGAAUACAUUUGAUUAUGGAAUUACAAAAGCAAGACUAUAUCACUAAAAAUUUGAAAGAAUUAAUUGAUCAGAAUCAAGAACUUUUAGAUAGUGUGAAAGAAUAUUUACAAUGUCAAGGUACUCUAAAAGAGGAAGCAAAAUUGCAUGCAAAAUUAAUGUUAGAAAAUUAUAUUAAAACAAGUAUUGAACCUACACUCAACAAUUUAAAAAAGUCAUAA